Messenger RNA from Sarcophilus harrisii (Tasmanian devil), 4479 nucleotides. It is a transcript of the gene NT5DC3, whose product is annotated as 5'-nucleotidase domain containing 3. NCBI's taxonomy places the organism in Eukaryota, Metazoa, Chordata, Mammalia, Dasyuromorphia, Dasyuridae. The transcript is spliced from 13 exons. The record is from RefSeq and is a predicted model, not a curated record. Bases 38 to 1468 code for a protein of 476 amino acids. Gene Ontology annotation, molecular function: 5'-nucleotidase activity.
CCUUUUCUGUUAUUUUUUAGACCUGGUCCCUUCAAUUAUGAGCAACUUGUUGAAUCCAGAUGCAAUUUUCUCCAACAAUGAAAUGAGCCUGUCAGACAUUGAAAUCUAUGGCUUCGAUUAUGACUAUACCCUCGUCUUUUAUUCUAAGCACCUCCACACCCUCAUCUUCAAUGCUGCUCGAGACCUCCUCAUCAAUGAACAUCGGUAUCCUGCAGAGAUAAGGAAUUACGAAUAUGACCCAAAUUUUGCCAUUCGUGGUCUUCAUUAUGAUGUGCAUCGGGCCAUAUUGAUGAAGAUUGAUGCUUUUCAUUAUAUCCAGCUGGGAACUGUGUACAGAGGGCUCACUGUCGUCCCAGAUGAGGAAGUCAUUGAGAUGUACGAAGGCUCCCAUGUCCCCCUGGAACAAAUGAGUGACUUCUAUGGGAAGAGCUCCCAUGGAAACACGAUGAAGCAGUUCAUGGACAUCUUUUCCUUACCAGAGAUGACCCUCCUCUCUUGCGUCAAUGAGUAUUUUCUGAAGAACAACCUUGAUUAUGAGCCUGUGCAUCUGUACAAGGAUGUCAAGGAUUCAAUCAGAGACGUCCACAUCAAAGGGAUUAUGUACAGAGCAAUUGAAGCAGAUAUUGAGAAGUAUAUCUGCUAUGCUGAGCAAACCCGUGCAGUGCUGGCCAAGUUGGCGAAUCAUGGCAAGAAGAUGUUCCUUAUCACCAACAGCCCCAGCAGCUUCGUGGACAAAGGGAUGCGCUACAUCGUUGGGAAGGACUGGCGGGAUCUCUUUGACGUGGUCAUCGUUCAGGCUGAGAAGCCCAACUUCUUCAACGACCGGCGGAGACCAUUCCGGAAGGUGACCGAGAGGGGUGUACUUCUUUGGGAUAAAAUCCAUAAGCUGGAAAAAGGCCAGAUUUACAAACAGGGUAAUUUAUAUGAAUUUUUGAAACUUACAGGAUGGAGGGGGUCCAAAGUGUUGUAUUUUGGAGAUCAUAUUUACAGUGAUCUGGCUGAUUUGACCCUGAAACAUGGCUGGCGGACGGGGGCCAUUAUUCCCGAGCUGAGAUCAGAGAUCAAGAUCAUGAACACGGAGCAGUACAUUCAGACUAUGACCUGGCUGCAGACCCUGACUGGAUUACUGGAACAGAUGCAGAUUCACAGAGAUGACACAUCACAGAUGAUUUUGCAAGAGUGGAAAAAGGAAAGAAAGGAGAUGAGAGAAAUGACCAAAAAUUUCUUCAACUCCCAGUUUGGAAGCCUAUUUCGCACAGACCAGAAUCCCACAUACUUCCUGAGGCGCUUGUCUCGAUUUGCUGAUAUCUACAUGGCGUCUCUGAGCUGCCUCCUGAGUUAUGAUCUCAGUCACACAUUCUAUCCUAGGAGGACUCCCUUGCAGCAUGAACUUCCAGCCUGGUCUGAGAGACCUCCAUCGGGCAACUUCAGGAUCCCCUUUAUACAGGGGGUGGCCCAGGCCAAGUAACCAAAUAAACCACUCAAAGUGGGCAGACAUGGAGGCAUUAAUACCAAUGAGAGUAUAAACUUUGCUUUUUAAGCAAGUAUGAAUAUUGUAUUUUGCUAUUUAUAUAAUUUUGUCUGGUAAAUAAAAUACCUUGUUUUGAUAGAAUUGGAAUUCAGAAUUAACUGGUCUUAACCCUCUUCUGAGCUGUAUCCUCCUAUUAAUGAUAAUGGGAAUUAUGAACACCCAGAGGAGGGAAAAGUUUCUGUUGGCUGAAAGAUGAGCUUCAUAUUGAAAGUCUAUUCAGCCUUUAAGUUUACAAAGGCCUUGGAGCUUAAUUUUUCUGGGAUAGAUAAGGCCCUUUUUGUACUAGUUUUAGAGUGCUGUACUUGGUCGUGUUUUGAUAGUACUAAAGCAACUGUGUUUCUUGAUCAUUCAUUCAACAGCUCCCUACUGAUUUAAGAUGUGCAAGGAGGUAACAUAUUAUUGUAGAAAGAUCAAAGACAUGUUUGGAUUCCACUUCUGGACUUAUUAGCUGUGUGACCUGGGUAAAUCAGUUGAGCACUCUGAGCCUCAGUUUUCUUAUCUGUAAAAUGGGGAUAAUAAAUCCUUAUAGUAAAAGAGGGGAUGGGAGAUUGAGUAAAGAGCUGACCUCAGGGUCAGGGUCUGAGUUCAAGAACCAUCUCUGACACAUACUGGUUUUAUGAUUCUAGGUAAACUAGUUAAUUGUCCAUAAACAACCUCUUAGAUUAUAUUAUAAAUAGCAGAGAAGGCACCAAGUUAUAUUAAUAAUGGGAGUUUGCUAAACCAGUGAAAUCACAAGGCCCUUUCUGAAUCCUUAUAGUUCCUACCUACUAGAACUGUUGUAGGACUCAUAUAGUGUCCCCAAAGUCCUUAAGAGCUUAAAACCAUGCUAAGACUUUUAAGACACCCCAUCCUACAUAAAGUACUUUACAAACUUUAAUAUAAACCAUGUGAAUGCCAGCUGUAGUUAUAAUUGUAUUUAUAAUUUAACCAAAUUCCAUGCUCAUACUGGAGCGCCAGGUUAAAAGCUUAAGGCUUUGAUUUUGAAAUUAAUUUGAGUACUUCUCAUCCAAUGUGGACACUCCCUGCAUCCUGGGAAUUCCUAACACUUCACAAAGUGAAGUCCUUUUCCUGCUGAGGCAGAAGGACAGAGAAGGUGGCUAACUUUCUCACCCUCCCUCAUCCUUAUUCUGCCACUUCCUUACCAGGGGUAGACCAAGAGGAUGAUGGAGUGAUGAGAGUCUACACCUGUUGAAUCCAAUUAUCUCUCUCCCCAUAAAAAAGCAGAUGCUUUUCUCCAACAAAAGCAGAGAGAGAAUUAACUUGGACAAACAAGAAUCCCAGGCUGCCAAGGAGAAUUUGGGGCUGGAGGUGGGUUGUGAUUCCCAUAUAAGAAAGGUAAAAUAAGAGAGCAGGAGUGUGAGACUAUCAGGACACAGCUUAAAACAAUCAGCAGGAAUUGUCCAACAACUAUUAAAACUAUGAAACAUCAGUGUUGUGUGGUUCACCACUGAGGGUGGGAUGAAAGCACAGGUAGAAUCUUUUUGCAAUAAAUUUAGGUGAUUCUCUCUGCUUCCCUUGGUUUUGUUGUAAUACAUCUUAUUAAAAUAAGUGCAUGGUUAAUAAACCUAAUGUUAGUCCCCAAGACUGGGACAUAAUAGAAUUAACAUUAUGGGACAGACUAGGGAGAAAGAAGCAGAUAUUGAUCCCUCAUCAUCUCAUACUCUUCCUUUGGGGUCUAUUUGUGUAUUUCCUUAGUGAGUGAUUUGAGAGUUUAGUUGGCUCCUGUUUUGGUGGAUGAGGGGUUCAGGGUUAGGGUAUGGAAUUCAGGGGUUCUGAACUUUCUUAUGCCAUGGAUUCUGAUGAAACCUCUCGAGCACUUCUCAGAUAAUAUUUUAAAAUGUACGAAAUAAAAUGAAGAAGACUAUAAAAGUAAUUAUAUUGGCAUAUAAUUAUUAACAUUAAAAAAGUCCAUCCCAGUUUAAGAAUCUCUAGUUUUAGAAUUUCCUCUUGACUAGGGAUUAUUUGAUAAUUUUGUAUCUCUCUCUAGCACCUAAAGCUGCCUGGCACAGAACAGGUGCUUAAUAAAGAUUUAGUGAUUGAUUGGGUAAAAGAAAUUUAAAAAGCUGAACUCCCUUUCAGUAGCUCAGUUCCAUUCUCCCUGCCUGCAAUGUAAAUGGUAUAAAGCCAGGCUCUUUCUCCAAAAGAAUGAUGGACACAUGGGCAAAGAUCAUAGUGUUAUUGCUGUGUAGUAUUAUAGAUAAGUGGAUUUGGCGUUCAGAAGAUUUGUGUUCAAGCCCUUCCUCAGACAUUAUGACUCUGAACAAAUAACUUAACCUCUGUCUCAGUUUCCUUUAUAAAAUGGGCAUGAUAAUGGCACUUAAUCAUUUCGCAGGAUUGUUGUGAGGAAAAAUGAAAUAAUAUAUGUAGAGUGCUUUGUAGAUUUUGAAGGAACAUAUAAAAGUUAUCACGAUUAUUUUUGUUAUUAUUCUUGCAACAAAUUCUUUAUAACAUGGUUUCACAAAUGUGCAUGAGAUUGCUGAAAAUUUGUCCAGUGCUGGACUCUGAAAGGGACACUUCACAGAUCACAGACUUAGAAUGUCUUCUUAGCAAAUAGGUAAAUGGCAACCACUUCAGAACCAAAACAAUUAAAUAGACAAACAUUUCUUAAGCACUUCCUGUUCUCAGGGGAUAUUUCACUUAAGUCUAGGUGAUGGGAAUGUUCUUCUAAAUGCUGUUUCCUUGGAGACACAGUCUAAAUUAUCUUGUGGGAGGAUGGAGAGUGGUUUGGAAGAAGGAAAUGGGAUUGGCCAGAGAGACGAGUGGGGGUGGGGGUGGAGAGAGAUCUCUUCUAAGUAAGAAAAGGUAGUUUUUCUUCCCUUCUUUUUAGAAUAGCUUAUUUCCAUGAGUUGUCUUGUAUUUAUUUCCAAGAUGAUAUCCUUAGCUAGAGGUAUGCUGAUAAAUAUUUAACAACCAACUCUCCAGGAAAAAGAAAAUGGAUGCAUGACACA